Rhineura floridana is the source of this 999-nucleotide messenger RNA. RefSeq names its product peroxiredoxin 3 (gene PRDX3). Gene Ontology annotation, biological process: cell redox homeostasis; hydrogen peroxide catabolic process; cellular response to stress. The coding region runs from base 122 to 904 and encodes 260 amino acids. Gene Ontology annotation, molecular function: thioredoxin peroxidase activity. NCBI's taxonomy places the organism in Eukaryota, Metazoa, Chordata, Lepidosauria, Squamata, Rhineuridae. Gene Ontology annotation, cellular component: cytosol; mitochondrion. The transcript has 7 exons. The record is from RefSeq and is a predicted model, not a curated record.
CAGCUGUGCCUAUCAAAAACCUGCAGCCCUUGGCUACAGCAUUUCGUAGCCCCGCCUCGGCCUUUUCAUGUGCAGAGCGUAAGGCUGACACCACCCCCCUUCAUUCACUCUCGAGCUGAAAAUGGCUGCUGUGGCAGGGGCGCUCGGAAGGUUAUUGAAACCCUCGUUCAGCCGGACUAUUGCCUUUCCCUGGAGGGCGUCCGCCACUGCCGGAAGGUGCUUCACAGUGGCCGCGGCUGCCGGCGGGCGGAAGUGGGCGGCCGGUGCGACGCCCCCUUUUCCUCGGUUCCAGUUCAGUACAAGUUCUUCAAGGUUUGUUCCUGCUGUCACCCAGCAUGCACCCUAUUUUAAGGGUACAGCUGUGAUUAAUGGAGAUUUCAAAGAGCUGAGCUUAGAUGACUUUAAAGGGAAAUAUCUGGUUCUUUUCUUCUACCCUUUGGACUUCACUUUUGUGUGCCCGACGGAGAUAGUUGCUUUCAGUGACAAAGCGAACGAGUUUCAUGAUGUCAAUUGUGAGGUAGUUGCUGUAUCAGUGGAUUCUCACUUUAGUCACCUCGCCUGGAUUAAUACGCCACGAAAGAAUGGCGGUUUGGGCCAUAUGAAUAUUCCACUUCUUUCAGACUUAACGAAACAGAUCUCUCGAGAUUAUGGUGUGCUUUUGGAAGGGCCCGGUCUUGCAUUAAGGGGUCUCUUCUUAAUUGAUCCUAAUGGAAUUAUCAAGCAUUUGAGCAUCAAUGAUCUCCCUGUUGGUCGAAGUGUAGAAGAAACACUUCGCUUGGUGAAGGCAUUCCAGUUUGUAGAAACACAUGGAGAAGUCUGCCCAGCAAAUUGGACUCCAGAUUCCCCCACGAUCAAGCCAAGUCCAGAAGAAUCAAAAGAGUACUUUGAGAAAGUAAAUAAAUAAGAUCAUGAGUAAUAAGGAGUAGAAUACAUUUCAUUCAAACCAAAAGCUGACUUCCUAACAACUAUGAUUGUAAUAAAAGUAUGAGAUUAUUUUAA